AUGGGUUCAUCAAAAUGUUUAUCGACAAGAGUAACUUCGUUUAUUUUAUAUUUAAUACCGUUGAUAUACUCAGCCCUAAUUAUAAUAUUUGGGACAGUUGAAUAUAAGAAUAAUAAUCCAUGCAACUUACUAUUUUUGUGUAUGUUUUAUGGAGUAGUGAUUAUUGUAGUUUGUUUGGUUGGGUGUUGGGGAGUCAUAAAAGAGAAUGCAACUUCAGUUAGAUCGACACUAAUAUUGUUAAUUGUAAAUAAUAUUAUUAUGUCCAUGCUAAUAACAUUCUUGUUAAUAGAUACAUUAAAAUAUCCCCAUAUUGCUAUUAUUCAUAAAGCUUCAAGAUUAUUACAAUUUAUAGUAGCAAAAAAAAGAAUUGGAUUAAUUUUUUGCUCUGUAAUUUAUGCAUUGAUAUUUUUUUCUUUUUGUUUUAUGUGGAAUAUUGGAGAUUAUUUGGCACAACUUGAUGCAAAAAUGUGCUUAGACGAUAUAAGAACUUCUCAUGAUCGUAUGCAAAACAAUAAAAAAAAAUAUUCUAAACAAAUUAGUAAAGAUGAAACCGAAUUUUUAUUAAAGGUAUAA
Plasmodium vinckei vinckei is the source of this 573-nucleotide messenger RNA. RefSeq names its product conserved Plasmodium protein, unknown function. The coding region runs from base 1 to 573 and encodes 190 amino acids. The record is from RefSeq and is a predicted model, not a curated record. The transcript has a single exon. NCBI's taxonomy places the organism in Eukaryota, Apicomplexa, Aconoidasida, Haemosporida, Plasmodiidae.